AUGUAUGGCUUUAUUUGCAUCUUUUUAUAAUGUUAAGAAGUCCUGUCAAAUAUAUGCGUAUUCAUGUAUUUUCUCUCAGGUAGGAGGAAGGCUCAAUUCAAGUCUGUCUGGAGGAAUGCACCAUUAUAUGCUGAUUGGAGGAAAGAAGAAUUUGAAGCUGUAAACAUGACCCUGGAUGCAGCCACUGCCCAUCCUGCCCUCCUUCUGUCUGAAAAAGGGAGACAAGUUACCUGGCAAGAAACAUGUCAAGAUCUACCCAGCUCUCCACAGAGAUUUGACUCCUUUCCCUGUGUGCUGGGUCAGCCACACAUCAGGUCAGGGAGAUGCUACUGGGAAGUACAGGUUAAAUUUGGACACAAACAUGAACACAUCAUAUCAAGAAUGGAGUUUGGUGCCACAAGCCAAGGAACGUCCAAGAUUGCUGGCAAAGCUUGA
Molecule: messenger RNA, 435 nt
Organism: Vicugna pacos (alpaca)
Lineage: Eukaryota; Metazoa; Chordata; Mammalia; Artiodactyla; Camelidae
Source: RefSeq, a predicted model, not a curated record